AUGGCCUCCACACAACGCGCCCCCGACCCAAUCCACCACAAUGCGAACCUGGCCGAGCGUCCAUCUCGGCCUUCGCGGCCCUCUCCCGUCUCCAACACCACGGCGCCGUCCAGGACGGAUGGCGCCGCACAUGCGGAACAGACGACUCGAGAGUGGCAGCCUACUUUUACACGCCGCGAGAGCUGGUCCCCCGAGGACAGGAAACGCCUCAUGCAGAUGAAGGGAAUUCGUGAAGAGGAUAUACAGCGCCGUGCCUCCUAA
Parascedosporium putredinis is the source of this 261-nucleotide messenger RNA. The record is from the annotation of a GenBank genome assembly. NCBI's taxonomy places the organism in Eukaryota, Fungi, Ascomycota, Sordariomycetes, Microascales, Microascaceae.